Acytostelium subglobosum LB1 is the source of this 1230-nucleotide messenger RNA. RefSeq lists its product as hypothetical. The coding region runs from base 1 to 1230 and encodes 409 amino acids. Gene Ontology annotation, molecular function: aminomethyltransferase activity; protein binding. The record is from RefSeq and is a predicted model, not a curated record. Gene Ontology annotation, biological process: glycine catabolic process. Lineage: Eukaryota; Evosea; Eumycetozoa; Acytosteliales; Acytosteliaceae. The transcript is spliced from 2 exons. Gene Ontology annotation, cellular component: mitochondrion.
AUGAACAGCAUCAAGUCAUCAUUGAACCUGUCAUCAAAGUUGUUGUUGAUCAACACUUCCAGGAACAUCACAUGCUCAACAACACGUUGGUUGUCCACUGCCUCACAGGUCAAUAAACAAACAGCACUAUAUCAAUUGCACAAGGAUCUUGGAGCAAAGAUGGUCGAGUUCUGUGGAUGGGACAUGCCAGUGAUGUACCCAACUGGUGUGUUGACAGAGCACUUCCAGUGCAGACAAAAGUCUGCUUUGUUUGAUGUGUCACAUAUGGGUCAGCUUAGAAUCCACGGACGCGAUCGUGUAGAGUUCUUCGAGUCGAUAGUGGUCGCUGACCUGCAGGCUUUGCCCGCGGGCCACUCCAAGCUCUCGGUGUUCACCAACGAGAAGGGUGGCAUCAUCGAUGAUACAAUGAUCACCAACGCCGGCGACAACCUCUACGUCGUUGUCAACGCUGGUUGCGCCGACAAGGACAUUGCCCACAUCAAGCAGCAGAUGUCGCUGUUCAAGGCCAAGGGCAAGGACGUCAGCAUGGAGCUGCUCGAGGACAAGGCACUCAUCGCCGUGCAGGGCCCUGCCACUGAGGCCGUCGUCUCCAGACUCACCAAGCAGGAUCUCUCCUCGAUGGAGUUCAUGACUCAGCGCACAGCCACCAUCGAUGGCAUCAACGUCAUCAUGACACGUUGUGGAUACACUGGCGAGGACGGAUUCGAGAUCUCGGUGGACAACCGCGACGCCACACGUCUGGCCAAGAUCCUGUUGGACAAUGGCACCGAUGUGCUGUGCUCGGGUCUCGGUGCCCGUGACUCCCUUCGUCUGGAGGCCGGUCUCUGUCUGUACGGACACGACCUGAACGACGACAUCACACCAAUCGAGGCUACAUUGGGCUGGUUGAUCAGCAAGCGCAGAAAGGAGCAGGGUGGAUUCCCAGGCGCCAGCGUCAUCCAACAGCAGCUCAAGGAUGGAGUCAAGCAGAAGCGUGUUGGCCUGAUCCUCAGCGGCGCACCCGCUCGUGAGGGCGUCCAAUUGGUGGACUCGUCCAACAAUGUCAUUGGCAGAGUGACCAGUGGCACCCUGUCGCCAGUGACCAAACAACCAAUCUCCAUGUGCUACAUCAACACAGAGUUCAGCAAGGUUGACACCCCAGUGUUUGCCUCCAUCCGUGGUCGUCAAGUUCCAGCCACCGUCUCCAAGAUGCCAUUCGUUCCAACCAACUACAAGAAGGUUACCAAAUAA